AUGCCUGAGGGCACUCAAGUAGGUGAAUCCAGCAACCCUAGGCUAACGCUUGUCACCGGCAACGAUGGGAAACGUAGGGAAGUGCAGGCAUGCCUUGCGGGGCACGUUCUUGUCGAGAAUGCCAAGUUGGACCUCCCCGAGAUCCAAAGCAGCUCAGUGGCUGAGAUAAGCCGAAAUAAGGCCCUCGCAGCGUACGAACUUCUCAAACGUCCAGUACUAGUGGAAGACACUGCUCUCUGCUUUGAGGCACUGGGAGGCCUCCCAGGCCCGUAUGUCAAGUGGUUUCUUGAAAAAAUGGCUCCUGUAGGGCUUGGCAAACUUCUACAAGGGUUUGACACUCGGCGCGCGUAUGCUCUCUGCGUCUUUACCUACUGCGCAGGUCCGGAUGCGGUGCUGCAGUUUGAGGGAAGAUGCGACGGCACGAUUGUGGAGGCGCCUCGCGGGGAGGGUGGCUUCGGCUGGGACUCCAUCUUUGAGCCGGACGAGGGUCGUGGACAAACCUACGCGGAGAUGCUUGAAGCGAUGAAGAACCAAAUAUCACACCGUGCCAGGGCCCUUGUGGCGCUUAAAGCACACUUUUGUCAUUAA
Messenger RNA from Trypanosoma conorhini, 588 nucleotides. RefSeq names its product Inosine triphosphate pyrophosphatase family protein isoform 1. The record is from RefSeq and is a predicted model, not a curated record. The transcript has a single exon. Gene Ontology annotation, molecular function: nucleoside triphosphate diphosphatase activity. NCBI's taxonomy places the organism in Eukaryota, Euglenozoa, Kinetoplastea, Trypanosomatida, Trypanosomatidae. Gene Ontology annotation, biological process: nucleoside triphosphate catabolic process. Gene Ontology annotation, cellular component: cytoplasm. The coding region runs from base 1 to 588 and encodes 195 amino acids.